Messenger RNA from Mycena indigotica, 1788 nucleotides. RefSeq lists its product as uncharacterized. Lineage: Eukaryota; Fungi; Basidiomycota; Agaricomycetes; Agaricales; Mycenaceae. The transcript has 9 exons. The coding region runs from base 16 to 1788 and encodes 590 amino acids. The record is from RefSeq and is a predicted model, not a curated record.
GUUUUCCCUCCAUCCAUGCGAGUGCUAGGCGAUGUCAUCGACCUAUCCUCAUCCCCAGAGCCAGUGCAUAGGUAUCCAAUUAGCAAGCCUAUUGAACUGAAUGACUCGGACGACGAGCAUCAUGCCACCCAGUCUCGUCGUCGCGACAACAAUAAGCCAGUUGACGCGGUUUCUGGCUAUGUCGCCCAGGUUCUGGAGGUCAUUCCAGACGUUGAUCCACCGCACCUAGAGGGUCUUGUGCGACAGCAGUUGCUCAAUGCUCCCGAAAACGUGCUAGAGUCGGUACUCCACAUUCUGUUCGAGGACCCGACAUACCCGAAGUCAGACAAGAAAGGCAAGCGAAAGCGCGUUGAAGAAGACGAUAAUCCCCGCAACAAGCCCAAGGCCAAAAUAGACUACGCAUCCCAAGAUCGGCCGUAUAAUGGUGGUGUUCAUUACCCGCAACUGGCUAUAGAACAAUUGAUGGCCGACUUCCCUCUUAUUCCUAAGCCUUACCUCCGACAAACUCUUUUGGCGCAUCACUCAUUGUAUGCACCUACCCACAUUUUCCUAAAGUCGCUGCGCGACGGAGAGCUUCCGUAUACCCCCAAAACUAUUCCGUCACGGCCGGCGAAGGGUAAGCAAAAGGCAUUGCAAGACGCAGAGUUUACGCUGGAAAGAGAGUGGGUUGUCUCGUGGGGGGAGAACCCAAGGACUGCAUCGGUUCCCAUUCCAGAAGAAGAUGAAGCAUGCGACGAUGGUUUGGAAUGUGGUUGCUGCUUCUCAGACUAUGCAUUUGAAAAGAUGAUUCAGUGUCCAGACGGUCAUCUAUUUUGUGCUCCUUGUAUGACCCAGUAUGCAGAAACGCUACUGGGCUCGCAUGAUAUCCGGAUUGUGUGUAUGGAUCAGAGUGGUUGUAAACUUCUCUUUCCAAUCGACCAGCUCCGGCGCUUUUUGACACCGAAACUCCUCGAACUUUAUGAGCGUGUCAAACAAAAUAAAGAAGUCGCCGCGGCAGGCCUUGAAGGUCUUGAAGAAUGCCCGUUCUGUGAAUUCAAGUGUGUUAUCGAGAAUGAGCAAGAGAAACUCUUCAACUGCAGAAAUGACGAUUGUGGGGCAGUAACCUGCAGGCAAUGUAAACAGCUGGAUCAUUUGCCGAAAAGCUGCAAAGAGGUAGAAGAAGACAAGAAGCGGGAAGGCCGACAUCACAUUGAGGAGGCCAUGACCCGAGCACUAAUGCGAAAUUGCCCGCGAUGUCAGAAAGCGUUCGUGAAAGAUGCAGGUUGUAACAAGAUGAUAUGUCCAGGAUGCAACGCCAUGUCUUGCUACGUCUGUCGGAAGCUAAUAACUGGCUACGAACAUUUUGCUUCUAUGCCUGGGCAACCUGUAGCUGCUGGCUCUAGCAAAUCUGGUCGUUGUCCUUUGUGGGAUACCGUCGAGCAACGACACGCAGAUGAGGUAAAAGCUGCUGCAGACCAGGCUCGAGAAGCUUAUAAGAGAGACAAUCCUGAUGCAGAUGAUCAAGACCUCCAGGUUGAUCUGCCUGUUGCGCCUCCACCUCUACCUCAGCCUCAACUCCAACCUAUGGCGCAUCAACCUUAUUUGGCAAAUCCUUUUCUCGUCAAUCUCCAAAAUGCCAAUGCACUUUACCAAGAACAAAUACAACGUCUCCUCGGGGUACAUCAGGCGCGAAUGCCCAUCCCUGCAUUCCAUUUACCUCCCGCACCAGCGUUCCAUUUGCCCCCCGCACCACACGUCCCUGUUGCCCCACCAAGGCGUCCACGUGCUGCGCGUGGCCGACGUCGAUGA